GUUACUAUCGUUAACCACGAACUUCUAGAUUCCCUCGGUGGUUACGGUAGAAACGCGGCACAAUGGAGCUCGCUUAAGUCUUGUCGACGCAGUUACGGCUUUGAAGCGACUGGCUGAAGAACAACCACAGUAUUUCCAAUUCAUGAUCGAAAAUCCUAUCGAGUAUCAACAUGCAUUCUUUAAAGCAUCUCACAAACUGGCAAACAUCGACGGAAAUGUAAUCGUUUCGGGUGUGUUCAAUAACGACUAUCGAUCUAGCCAAAUGACAACAGAGAAUCUUGACUUGUUCUAUCGAAGCUUGAAGUCUUUCUACAAGAUCUGUUGCGAAGAACAACAAGAAGUCUACAUAAAUUCGGACGAGCUGUUAGUUGUGGACAACUCGCAAAUGCUCAUUGGAGCCCCUGCACAGUGCGGUCGAGAGAUGAAAGUUCGCAUUUUUGCGUGA
Molecule: messenger RNA, 445 nt
Organism: Cylicostephanus goldi
Lineage: Eukaryota; Metazoa; Nematoda; Chromadorea; Rhabditida; Strongylidae
Source: the annotation of a GenBank genome assembly